AUGAAUCCGUCAUCAGUCCCAGUUCCAGUUCCACCAGGAAGCUCACAGCCUCAAGGUCGACUAGAAGGACUUCCGUUUGAGAUGCUAGGAUACAUCUUUGAAUGCUCACAGCCUGAUGACACCGUCGCUUUGGGUUUAUGCUCAAGAUAUCUCUGGGGCACUUUUAUCAAGUGGGCACAAAAUAGAGACCUGAUAUGGACGAACACAUAUUCAUUUGCUCGAACUCCAAUCAUGCAUGCAAGCUCAUGGCUCAAAACCCUCCCUCCAUAUGGCUACGAUAUGUACCCAAAUGCAAGGCCGGAAGAAACGGAGGAGGAAGAGCAGCAAGAGGAGGAGGUUUCCGAACCUGAAACACGUCAAGUCACUCAAGCUACAAUCUUAUUUGACAACUUCAUACUACGAUCCCAUCAAGCUCCAUUCCCGUGCGACUACAUCAAGUCUUUCGAUAACGUGAUUGCGACGGCUGAUAUCCCGGGCCACCUUCACGAGAGUAUGAGAUCUUGUCUUCCCACAAUGACAAUUCAAGAGGGAAGCCAGUGGCUGCUACGCAACGUCACUAACAACGAGUACAUCCGAAUGGAGAAAGUUGUCACAGAUGAAGGCGAAGAGACAGUCUCUCAUGUCGGGAACAGUUGGCUCACGCUAGACAUGCUCCUAAUCUGGUUGAUCACCUGGAAAGGCGAUGAUAAAGCAGUUCCGUGGUCAUGGAAAGAGCUUGAACGAUAUGUGGGCAGCAAUAUAGAUGACAUGAUGUAUGCAAUGAUCAACGUUUUCAACCACAGACCAGGAACCGACUACGUUUGGCCAAUAUGGAGGGGCAAUUGGGCAGGCCACAGCCUGGAAGUCGUUACAGAUAGGAAAUUGGAUGAGGUAUGGAUCGAUCGAACCAGUGAGAUCGAGACACUGGCUCUAAAGAUAGCGCCUACUAUGUACGUUAUGGCCCUCCAACACGGGACGGCCAAGGCGAGAAGGUACUGGGAAAUUGUUCUUGACCUACAAGGGUAUGUUCAUGAUGAAGAGCGGGAUGGGGUGACUCACAAGAUUAUUCAUGCGGGAGCGAUGAGAAAACACUCAGACUAUACAUGCUAUUGCCAUAGAUAG
Fusarium poae is the source of this 1101-nucleotide messenger RNA. RefSeq lists its product as uncharacterized. The coding region runs from base 1 to 1101 and encodes 366 amino acids. The transcript has a single exon. The record is from RefSeq and is a predicted model, not a curated record. Lineage: Eukaryota; Fungi; Ascomycota; Sordariomycetes; Hypocreales; Nectriaceae.